Molecule: messenger RNA, 1101 nt
Organism: Apaloderma vittatum (bar-tailed trogon)
Lineage: Eukaryota; Metazoa; Chordata; Aves; Trogoniformes; Trogonidae
Gene: DRG2
Product: developmentally regulated GTP binding protein 2
Exons: 12
Biological process (GO): cytoplasmic translation
Cellular component (GO): cytoplasm
Molecular function (GO): GTPase activity; GTP binding
Source: RefSeq, a predicted model, not a curated record
CCACCGAGUACCACCUGGGCCUGCUGAAAGCAAAGCUUGCAAAAUACAGAGCUCAGUUGCUAGAACCCUCCAAAUCCUCGGCCGCCAAAGGAGAAGGCUUCGAUGUGAUGAAAUCUGGAGAUGCCCGGGUGGCACUGAUCGGUUUUCCUUCUGUGGGUAAGUCCACGUUUUUGAGUUUGAUGACCUCCACUGCCAGCGAAGCUGCGUCUUACGAGUUCACAACCCUGACGUGUAUCCCAGGAGUCAUAGAAUACAAAGGAGCCAAUAUUCAGCUGCUGGAUCUGCCUGGAAUCAUCGAAGGAGCAGCACAAGGGAAGGGCAGAGGUCGGCAGGUGAUCGCCGUGGCCAGGACGGCGGAUGUUGUUAUUAUGAUGCUGGAUGCCACAAAGGGUGAAGUACAGAGGGCCUUGCUGGAGAAAGAACUGGAAUCUGUUGGAAUCAGGCUCAACAAAAGCAAACCAAAUAUCUACUUCAAGCCGAAGAAGGGCGGAGGGAUCUCCUUCAACUCAACUGUCACAUUGACUCAGUGCUCUGAGAAGCUCGUGCAGCUCAUCCUUCAUGAAUACAAAAUCUUCAACGCCGAGGUCCUCUUCAGAGAGGAUUGUUCACCUGAUGAGUUCAUCGACGUGGUUGUAGGCAACAGGGUCUACAUGCCGUGCCUCUACGUUUAUAACAAGAUUGACCAGAUAUCUAUGGAGGAAGUGGAUCGCCUUGCUCGGAGACCUCACAGUGUUGUUAUCAGCUGCGGCAUGAAGCUGAACCUGGACUACUUGCUGGAGAAGCUCUGGGAAUACCUGGCACUUACCUGCAUCUACACCAAGAAACGAGGACAGAGACCAGACUUUACAGAUGCCAUUAUUCUACGGAAAGGGGCCUCUGUGGAGCACGUGUGCCAUCGAAUUCACAGAUCGCUAGCCAGCCAGUUCAAAUAUGCCUUGGUGUGGGGGACAAGCACAAAAUACAGCCCUCAAAGAGUGGGCCUGACCCAUAUGAUGGAGCAUGAAGAUGUCAUUCAGAUUGUAAAGAAGUAACCCAUUUUACCGGUGCCUGGCCUUGUCUUUAGAAUUGGAACUGACCACCUAAAAGCAAAAUAAAACAAAA